This is a messenger RNA of Pestalotiopsis fici W106-1, 2052 nucleotides long. RefSeq lists its product as uncharacterized. The transcript has a single exon. NCBI's taxonomy places the organism in Eukaryota, Fungi, Ascomycota, Sordariomycetes, Amphisphaeriales, Sporocadaceae. The coding region runs from base 1 to 2052 and encodes 683 amino acids. The record is from RefSeq and is a predicted model, not a curated record.
AUGGAGCUGCCCCAAGAUCGAAGCAGUCUCGAGACCUGCAUCCGCCCGGUUUAUGUGUACCAGAAUCUACCACCUCAAUCCAUCCGCCUGAUUCGUCUCGAACCAGGGUCAUACGAAGCCGGUAUCGUUAUACGGCUCGAGCCUGUACAAUUUCGCAUAGGUGUGGAAGACUCAGACGUGGAAGAGUCGGAUGCGAGAGACCCAUGGGCAGAACUUCAAAUAGAGUCCUCGCAAGCUCGAGGAAGCCCUAUUGAGUAUGAAGCGCUCUCCUACGCCUGGGGUCCGAAGGGUCAACCCAUGAUCAUCUCCAUCGAAGGCGAAGAAAGUUGCAUAGCGCACGUCACUCAGAACUUGUACAUUGCUCUCAAGCACCUUCGACUCGGAGACAGAGUUCGUGUGCUGUGGAUCGAUGCUUUGUGUAUCGACCAAGAGAACAAUGAAGAGAAGAGCGCUCAAGUUGCAAUCAUGGCGGACAUAUAUCAGUGUGCUUCUCGAGUAGUUGCUUGGUUGGGCCCUGAGGCUGAUGGCAGCAAUCUUGCCAUGCUAUCGAUGUACUAUCUGGGUUCACAAAUAGCUGUCAACUGGCCUGGACCUAAUGGCGACUCGUCGCGGGCGCAAUACGCAAUCAGUGCCGCCCAAGGGUUCGACGGGGUCGAUUGGAUCCAUGGUCGUGUCUCAAUCCCACUCCAGGCUCCGGAACUGAAUGCGAUCUACCACUUACUAUCACGUCCAUGGUUUGGGCGACUGUGGAUUAGACAGGAGAUCUUCCUAGCUAACAGUGAUGCUGAAAUUAUGUGUGGCAUGCAUCGGAUUCGUUGGACUCACUUCCGCCAUGCCAUGAUGGCAAUACAACAGGAUGACACUAUCCAUGAUCUUGAUUCACUUCUUCGUACCAAUCUCUGGAGUUUCACAUAUACAGACGUCAAUUGUGGAUACUCUGGGCUACGACUUGAGUGUGACGCAGCAAAAUGUGAAGAUCCGAGAGACAGGAUCUACGCCACAAUGAGACUUUAUUUCAACGGACAAAACGUUUUAAAAAUCACUCCGGAUUAUACCAAGACAGUGGGACAAGUUUAUACAGAUGCCGCCCUGCGGUACAUCCGGCGCCACCAGGAUUUGGCGUUGUUACAGCAAUGUGAAUUGAACCUGCCGAUUCCCGGCCCCUCUUGGGUGCCCGACUGGUCAAGAAAUCCGGGAUUCUGCUAUCUUGAUACGCACAGUUGGGCCAACUCGUGCCUAAGCAUGAGCUUCGCACUUCUGGAUGGCCGCGUUCUCCAGACGCAUGGCAAGCUCAUCACCGUGAUCGAGCACUUGUGGAAAUUCGACGACUAUGAUGAGUCUAGUGCCGACACAUUGAUUAACACAAUUCGAACAACUGUUCAAAGUCUGCUCGACAAACUUGUGUCGGGAAUUGGUGAAAUGCUCGAACGUUGCGCGAAAACACUCUUGGGGGUGUACAUUUCAGAUAUAUGGGAGUCACCUGCCACGUCAGAUUAUCCAUCUCUUCGGGAUUUUGAGUCUUUGAUUGCGCAAGUACUUGCUGGAUGUUCAGCUCAAGAGAUCAAAGAGAGACUUGGUCGAGAGAAAACAAGCAGUAUCUUGUGGUUUAUUGUCACAGUGAUGGCAGGCCGGCAGCUAUUUACUGGUACUAAUGACUUGUUCGGCAGAGUGCCGAUAUUUGCGCAGCCGGGAGAUCACAUAUAUGUGCUCAUACCUUGCGAGGUGCCGCUUGUUCUGAGGCCUCUCGGAGGAAACCAGUACAUGGUGGUGGGCGCGUGUUAUGCAGAGGGCAUCAUGUACGGCGAGGCGCUUCUGGGUCCAUUUCCAAAGACUAUACGCCCCGUGCUUUCGUACAAGGGCUGGAGAUUUCAGGAUAUCGAUUCUGGGAAAGUUGUGCAAGAGGAUCCACGGCUUGUCAAGUUGGGAGUGGGCCUCCAGGAGUUUCGCGAAGAGCUGGAACAGUUCCAAGACAAGAGAGCCCGUCUCAUGGUCGACGUUGACAUACUACGAAGGGCCGGUGUAAUGGAUCUUCAAAAAAUUGAGCUCGUCUGA